Leptonychotes weddellii (Weddell seal) is the source of this 2960-nucleotide messenger RNA. The record is from RefSeq and is a predicted model, not a curated record. Lineage: Eukaryota; Metazoa; Chordata; Mammalia; Carnivora; Phocidae.
GUGUGUGUAGGGGGCUUUGGGGCGCUCGGGUUUGUAGUUUUGAAACUUCUGGCGGGGGAACUAGGGCGCAGAGUUUUGGUGGGUGGUGGGAGCCGAAGUGACGCCCUUCCGGAAACCCCGCAGCCGGGCUCCGCGGCUGAGCCGGCGCACGUGUGAGCGCCGCUAAGGAAGCGGCGAGCGGCCGAGCCGGUGUCGCUGCAGCCGGGGCCGCACGGACCAGAGGGAGUUCCGGGACGCGCGGGUCUCAGUGUGCAGCCGGCGCCCGUCCCUGACUUCUGUGUCGCGGCCCCUGCGCCUCUCCCUAGCGAUGCUGUGGAGCCGGAACUGCUCUGGAGUCGGCUGCCGCUUGUCAAGCCUCCCCUCGCCUCUGCUCCCGGAACGGCAGCGUCGCAGCUGCCGCUGAUCCACCUGGGGAUGCCCGCGGGCCUCACGGAACCGGCCGGCGCCGCCCCCCCCGCCGGUGUGAGCGCCUCCGGGACCGUGACGAUGGCCCCCGCUGGGACUGUGCCUGUCCGUGUGGAGAGCACCCCGGUGGCCUUGGGCGCCGUGACUAAGGCUCCUGUCAGUGUCUGCGUGGAGUCCACGGUGUCCCAGCCCCUGCGGUCCCCCGUGGGGACCCUGGUGACCAAAGUGGCUCCUGUCAGUGCUCUUCCUAAACUCAGCAGCGGCCCCCCGCUGCCUGCUCCUCAGAUAGUCGCUGUGAAAGCCCCCAACACCACAACAAUCCAGUUGCCUGCUAAUUUGCAGCUUCCUCCAGGAACAGUUUUGAUCAAAAGUAACAGUGGCCAGUUGAUGUUGGUAUCUCCUCAGCAAGCUGUGACAAGAGCAGAGACCACUACUAACAUAACUUCAAGGCCAGCUGUACCAACAAAUACUCAUACAGUCAAAAUCUGUACAAUGCCGAAUUCUAGUUCACAGUUAAUUAAGAAAGUGGCAGUGGCACCUGUUAAAAAAUUGGCACAAAUAGGAACUACUGUUGUAACCACUGUUCCAAAGCCUUCCUCAGUACAAUCUGUAGCUGUGCCAGCCAAUGUUGUCACAGUUACUCCUGUAAAGCCGUUGAAUUCCGUAACUACCCUGAAGCCUUCAAGUUUGGGAGCAUCAGCUGCCCCCUCAAAUGAGCCCAGUCUCAACACAGAGAACUCAGCAGCUGUUCAGACGAGUCUUUCUCCGGCGAUGCUAGAAAAUGUGAAGAAAUGUAAGAACUUCCUUGCAAUGUUAAUAAAACUAGCAUGUAGUGGAUCACAGUCUCCAGAAAUGGGGCAGAAUGUCAAGAAACUGGUGGAACAACUUUUGAAAAGUGUGAAUGCCUUACGACAACUCAUGCCCAGCUCCCAGAGCUUUAUUCAGCAGUGUGUUCAGCAGACCUCUAGUGACGUAGUCAUUGCCACCUGUACCACAACAGCCACAACUUCUCCUGUGGUGACAACAGCAGUUUGCUCAAUGCAGUCUGAAAAACCCAUCAUUGUUUCCGGAGCAACAACACCCAGUACUGUGUCAGUGCCGACUCUGAAUCCACUCGCUGGUCCAGGGGGAGCAAAAACUGGAGUUGUGACACUUCAUUCUGUGGGUCCAUGUGCUGUGCCAGGAGGAACAACCGCUGGAAGUGUUUUGCUUCAGACUCCAAAACCACUUGUGACAUCUAUACAGAAUACAGUUACAGCAGUCUCGCUUCAACCUGAAAAGCCAGUUGUCUCUGGGGCAGCAGUCACGCUGGCCCUUCCCUCAGUAACUUUCGGAGAAGCUUCCGCAGCAGCUCUCUGUCUUCCAUCUGUGAAGCCUGUUGUUACUUCUGCUGGGACCACAUCCGACAAGGCCGUCAUUGCUCCAGUCCAGAUCAAACUUGCACAGCCGGGCCCCAUCCUUUCACAACCAGCUGGGAUUCCCCAGGCAGUUCAAGUCAAACAGCUAGUAGUCCAGCAGCCUUCAGGAGGUGUUGCAAAACAAGUGACCACACUUUCCCAUUCCUCAGCAUUGACCAUUCAGAAAUCUGGACAGAAGAAGAUGCCAAUGAGCACUGCAAUACCUACCAGUCAGUUUGCUCCAGCUUCCAUUCUAAAGCAAAUUACCCUGCCAGGAAAUAAGAUUCUGUCAAUCCAAGCAUCUCCUAUUCAGAAAAAUAAAGUAAAAGAGAAUGGAACAACAUCCUUCAGAGAUGAAGAUGACAUCAAUGAUGUGACUUCCAUGGCAGGGGUCAACCUCAGUGAAGAAAAUGCCUGCAUCUUAGCAACAAACUCUGAAUUGGUUGGCACACUUGUUCAGUCAUGUAAAGAUGAACCAUUUCUUUUCAUUGGAGCUCUGCAAAAGAGAAUAUUAGACAUUGGUAAAAAGCAUGACAUUACAGAACUUAACUCUGAUGCUGUGAACUUGAUCUCCCAUGCAACACAGGAGCGAUUACGAGGCCUUCUAGAAAAACUGACUACAAUUGCUCAGCAUCGAAUGACAACUUACAAGGCAAGUGAAAAUUACAUCCUGUCUAGUGAUACCAGAUCACAGCUCAAAUUUCUCGAAAAGCUAGAUCAAUUGGAGAAGCAGAGAAAGGAUUUAGAAGAAAGAGAAAUGUUACUUAGGGUAGCCAAGAGUCGUUCCAAUAAAGAAGAUCCAGAACAGCUGAGAUUAAAGCAGAAAGCCAAAGAGUUACAACAGUUGGAGCUUGCGCAGAUACAGCAUAGAGAUGCUAACCUCACAGCUCUUGCGGCUAUUGGACCAAGAAAGAAGAGACCACUAGAAUCUGGGUCUGGAAGUGAGAUGGGAACCUGAAAUCUUACCUGUUGGAUUUAAAUUUGUUAGAAUAAUCAUAUAAUCCCAGAGGGUAGUGAAGUCAAGUCUGGUUCUUUGAAGAAUAACUCCUUAGUUCAAAUGCGGUUUUUUUGUCUACUAAAAAUUCAGAAAAUUAAGCUUAGUACUUUUGCACUUACAGGUUACCAUUUUUGUUGAUAAUAAAUCAACAAUAAUAAUAA